UGCUGAGCACAACACCAUCCAUCCAUCUCAGAUAUCCACGAUAUCCACAACACCAUCCAACAUCCAUCCAUCCAUCCAUCACAUAUACCCACGAUAUCCACAAGACCAUCCAGGAUGUCCAAGAUGAUGAAGAUUAACCUGUAUGGGGAGGUGCCCUGUGGGACGUUCACUGAGAAGACAGAACACGUAGCAUUUGGAGCAGCACUGGGUCUUACUGAUGGAAAUCAUGGUCCCUUCAACGAGGACAAAACUGUGACGUACCCAGUUGUCUUCGCCAACGCUGGAGGAGCCUACAAUCCACAAACAGGUGUGUUCACCGCACCUGUGAAAGGUGUCUACUUCUUCACCUUCAGUGGCCAUAGUCUCACCUCAAAGGCCAUGGGCCUCCAGCUGAUGAAGAACGGCGAGCCGGUGGUGAUGAUCUACAACCACAUCGACGAACCUGGACGAUACAUCGCCGCAAGCAAUGCAAUGAAUCUGGAGCUAGAGAAAGGGGAUUCUGUGUACGUGAAGCUCUUGAAAAACACCUGGAUGGUUGAUAAUAAUAACAACCACAGCACUUUUGUUGGUCAAUUGCUGUUUGAGGAUCACACACAAAGAUAAAAAUCAGAUGUGCCCAUAAUUUGUCCUUACAACAAUUCAGGAAUUGUCAAUUAAAUGCUAGAUAUCAGAUGCUUGCAUGUAAUGCAGACUCUAUGGAAUGACCAUUCGGGUACUAUGUCAUUCUUUAACACAUUAACCUUUUUAAUCAGUUAGGCCUAUACAAUGUCAGUGUUGUGCAUUCUUUUUUCUGUUUGAAUCCUUUUCCUGACACUGUUUAUUGCCUUAAAUAUAAGUAAUAAAACAUCUU
Engraulis encrasicolus (European anchovy) is the source of this 850-nucleotide messenger RNA. Its product is annotated as complement C1q-like protein 2. Gene Ontology annotation, molecular function: protein binding. The record is from RefSeq and is a predicted model, not a curated record. NCBI's taxonomy places the organism in Eukaryota, Metazoa, Chordata, Actinopteri, Clupeiformes, Engraulidae. The transcript has 3 exons. Bases 115 to 603 code for a protein of 162 amino acids.